Molecule: messenger RNA, 5322 nt
Organism: Malaya genurostris
Lineage: Eukaryota; Metazoa; Arthropoda; Insecta; Diptera; Culicidae
Exons: 2
Coding region: 1-5322 (1773 amino acids)
Biological process (GO): DNA integration
Molecular function (GO): nucleic acid binding
Source: RefSeq, a predicted model, not a curated record
AUGGCGGAUGAGAAGAAAUUACGUGAGUUGGAGCAGACGAAGGAUAACAUUGUGGAUUCGGUGGCUUUGUUGGAAAGUUAUGAGAAGGAGUUCGAGGACAGCAAAUUUGCGGGUCAAGUAGAAGCAUGGGCGGAAAAAUUGGAAAAAUUUUACGACGAGUUUCAUCGAGUUGUGGUGAAGUUAGAAAUGUUUUCCACUAAAGAGGAGCCAAUCGACCUAAAAAAGGAACGGCAACGGUUCGACGGUCGCUAUUAUGCUCUCCGAAGCUUCUACUUGACAAAGAUGGCGAAGCAGUCACGGCCUACCCGUUCCACUACCCCUGCACCGCCGAAACCACUAAGUAUUCGACUUCCUAAAAUCAAUCUCCCGAAAUUCAGCGGUAAGUUAGAAGACUGGUGUGUUUUUCGCGAUUCGUUUGAAUCCGCUUUAGGUUCACGAAGCGACAUCAGUUCUGUCGAGAAGAUGCACUACUUGAAGGGUCUUGUUCAAGGAGAGGCAGCGCGCAUACUCGACCCGAUAAAGGUAAGCGAACAGGGCUAUAAGGAUGCCUGGCGUACGCUUCGGUUGCGCUUCGAAAACAAACGGCUGUUAAUUAAAUGUCACAUCAAAACGUUAUUCGACAGUCCCGCUAUGCGCAGAGAAUCCGCCGAAGAACUUCUCGCGCUGAUUGAUCGAUUCGAGCAGCAAAUUUCCGUGUUGAAGAGUUUAGGUGAACCAGCAGACCGAUGGAGUUCUAUUCUGGUUUAUCAAAUGUCUAUUCGCCUUGAUCCGUGUACGCUUCGGGAAUGGGAGAACUAUUGUAGCAAACUUGAUGCCGACAAUUUGGGAGGAACCGCGAUCACAUCCGACAACAUAGAACCUGACGGUUCUACUUCAAUGCCAUCGUACGUGACAAUGGCCAUUUAUCUCCAAAACUAUGCUCGAGUAUUGCAAGCCGUGUCUCCGUCGAUGUCGAACGUAUCUUCUCGAAAUAAGCCAAGCCUAACAACCAAGGCUAUAGCCUUCCCCGUCACCUCUGGACAACCAGCCGAACCAACCAACGCAUCGUCUACAAACGUCGCUAAGCCGAAGGCGUGCGACAUGUGCGGUGAUAGUCAUUACCUGUACAGUUGUCCGGAAUUCCGUAAGAUCAAUCUUCGUCAACGAACCGACCUGGUAAGACAGAAAAACCUUUGUAUGAAUUGUCUACGCUCAAACUCUCACUAUGCCCGGAACUGUUUUGGAUCAAGAUGUCGCACGUGUUCCAAAAAGCAUCACACACUUCUUCAUCCCGAGUCUGUCGAUCCAAACCCUGCGUCGGGUGGUCAUACCACUAAAUCUACGUGUUAUGUAGCCAUCCAAUCGAAUUCAGAACCUUCCGUUUUACAUUCUUCACAAUCUCCAUCGAAUACCAGGGUUCCGAUUCAGCAACAGGUUACCUCUUUGGUCACUGCCACUCAGGCAGCGCUAGUCUCGCCGUCCCAAGUAUUAGUUCCAGGAACUGUUUUCCUUCCGACGGCGCUCGUAAACAUCCGUAACCCUAACGGCCAUAUCGUAACAGCUCGUUGCUUGCUGGACUGUGCAUCCCAACGCAAUUUUGUUUCUACAUCCUUCUGUGAACGACUGCAGUUAUCCCGAAGGCGAUUGCUUCACGCUAUUCCGAUCAGUGGAAUUGGUAACAAGACGACACGGGUUGAACAUCAGACAACGAUAACCAUCUCUUCUCGAGUGACUUCAUUUUCGAUGAAGUGCUCCAUGCUAGUUUUACCCUCAAUAACGGUAAAACUUCCCCAGUCGACGACAGAAGCUCGUCACUGGCCGAUUCCGAAGCACAUAGAGCUUGCUGACCCCACUUUCGCAGUGUCGGGUGACAUCGACUUGAUCUUAGGCGCCGUGCAUUUCUUUCGUAUUCUUCGAUAUGGUAGAAUAUCUCUCGGCGAUGAUCUACCGCUGCUUCAGAACACCGAGUUUGGAUGGGUGGUUUCUGGAGAGUGCCUAAACACCACUAGAGACACUGACGGUCGCUACACCGUCAAGCUUCCCAAACGAGAUGAACUGCUCUGGCAGCUCAAAGAUAACCGGUAUAAUGCAAUCCGUCGGUUCUUCUCUCUCGAGCGCUCACUUGGAUUGAGCCCCGAACGAAAGUCGAUGUAUCAACAAUUCAUCCACGAGUACUUCAGGCUAGGACAUAUGCGAGAGAUCCGCCCUGAUGAAGAUGACGUGCAACUGCAGUACUUUCUUCCGCAUCACGCCGUAAUGAAGCUUGAUAGUGCUACUACAAAGCUCCGUACCGUAUUCGACGCAUCGUGCCGUUCCAAAUCUGGCAUCUCGUUGAACGAUGUCCUACUAGCAGGUCCCACCAUUCAGGACUCUCUAGUUACGAUAGUCCUUCGGUUCCGUAUACAUCAAUUUGUCAUCUCUGCGGACAUUGAGAAAAUGUACCGGCAGAUUGUUGUUCACCCAGAUGACCAACCGCUUCAACGCAUAGUCUGGCGCGAUGAUCCUAGUUCUGACCUGAAGACGUUUCAGCUACGCACCGUGACAUAUGGUACGAGUUGUGCCCCAUUCCUAGCAACUAGAGUGUUGCAACAGCUAGCCGAUGACGAAGGACAUCGUUAUCCGUUAGCCGAAUCAUCGUUACGCCAUGAUUUUUAUGUAGACAAUUUACUUUCCGGGUCAGAUAACGCUCAGUCUCUCGCCGCUACCUGCGAACAGCUCAUUUCCAUGUUGACUAGUGCUGGAUUACCUCUUCGACAGUGGUCUUCAAAUUGUCAGAUGGUUCUUAACACCAUCCCGUUGGAGCUCCGAGAAACGCAAACAUUACUCGAUUUAGACCAUGAAUCGUCGGUGACUACGCUUGGUCUUCGCUGGGAACCAUCCACCGACCUUCUUUCGUUUAAGACUCCCAAUUGGAAGGAAUAUACCGUGUUAAAUAAGCGAGCCAUUCUUUCUCAGAUCAGCAGUCUGUUUGACCCGCUAGGGCUGAUUGGUCCUACAAUUUCCAAAGCUAAGAUUAUGCUGCAAAAUCUUUGGAGACUUCAGCUGGACUGGGACACACCCGUGGCGAAGUCGUUUGCUUGUCAAUGGUAUGAUUUUCAGCAAAACCUUUCUGCAUUGACCGACCUUCGAGUUUCCCGCCCUGUAAUUAGUCCAGGGUAUGAUCGCGUGGAGAUUCAUGGAUUCAGUGACGCAUCGGAAGCUGCGUAUGGUGCCUGCAUAUAUCUUCGCUCAAUACAAUCAGAAGGUUCAUGUACAGUUCGACUACUAAUAUCCAAAUCAAAAGUCGCUCCGAUAGGUACUCAAACGAUCCCCCGCCUCGAGCUGUGUGCAGCUCAGUUGUUGGCCAGACUUCUAACGCAGGUUCAGAACAGCACAAACGUUAUUGGCACUGUGUAUUUGUGGACCGAUUCUUCAAUAGUGUUAAACUGGAUAGCAACUAGUCCAUCGGCAUGGAAAACGUUCGUUGCAAAUCGCGUAGCUGAAAUACAAGAGCUAACGUCACACGUCGAAUGGAAUCAUGUUCCGUCCAAGGAUAAUCCCGCCGAUCUUAUUUCUCGAGGAAUGGAUCUUCAAGAGCUCCUCACUAAUGAUCUGUGGUGGACCGGACCUCAAUGGCUAAAUUCAACUCUCGCACCUUGGCCAGAAAAAUAUACUGGCGCGUCUCAGCAAAGUACGGAGUCCCGGAAAUCUAGAAAGACAGUUGCUUUACCGGUCAUAAAUCAAGAUGGACCAGAUAUCAUCGAUCGAUACUCUAGUCUUCGUCAGUUACUUCGUAUUGCAACGCUUCUCCGACGAUUUACUCAAAACUGUGUUCGCCGCAGGACUCAUCAACCAAUCCUCUCUGGAUCGCUAACGCCACUUGAGAUCGAUUGUACUCUGCUCAGUCUAGUUCGAAGAGUACAAGAGCAACACUUUUCCCAAGACAUACAGGAACUUCACAGCACUGGAAGAAUCCAUCGAAAAUCUAAAUUACGAUUCUUGCAUCCGCAAAUCGUCGAUGGCAUAAUUCGUGUUGGCGGCCGGCUUCACAAUGCAAGAAUCACUGUCGAAGAAAAGCACCCGAUUGUACUACCAAAGCAUCGUCUCACUGAAAUGAUCGCCAGGAGAGAACACCUUCAAACGCUUCAUGCUGGACCAAGCCUGCUGCUAUCAUCACUCCGUCAAAGAUUUUGGCCUCUUAGUGGUCGAAACUUAGUUCGCAAUAUUGUGCAUCGCUGCAUGAUCUGCGCACGGGCAAAACCCAAGCCUCUGCAACAGCUAAUGGGUAAUCUGCCCCCUGUUCGGGUCAACCAAGCUUACCCGUUUCAGAACGUUGGCAUCGAUUUAGCUGGUCCAAUUUUCGUACGUACAUCACUGAGAAACAAACGUACUCCGUUCUUCAAAGCGUACAUCACGGUCUAUGUGUGUAUGGCUACCAAAGCGGUCCAUUUGGAUCUAGUAACAGAUUUAACUACCGCAGCAUUCAUUGCUAGUCUGCGAAGGUUUGUCAGUCGCCGCGGAAAGCCUGCUCAUAUAUAUUGCGACAAUGCUACGAACUUUGUAGGCGCACAACGAGAACUGGGAGAACUCCGGAAACUUUUCCGCAGUGAGCAACACCAGAAUGCAGUUGCUAAUGAGUGUUCAGACGAAGGAUUUCAUUUUCACUUUAUUCCACCCCGUUCGCCUACGUUUGGUGGAAUCUGGGAGGCCUGUGUUAAGUCUGUCAAGACCUUACUCCGUAAAAUUCUCGGAAAUGCUCAUCUAACUGAAUCUGAACUGCAAACAGCGUUAGUUCAAGUGGAAGCCAUGUUAAACUCUCGCCCAAUCACUCCGAUGUCGGACAAUCCCUCUGAUGAAAUGGCUCUUACUCCGGGACACUUUCUGAUCGGCCGUUCUCUUAAUUCGAUCCCAGAUCCCGAUUAUCAAGAACUUCCCGAGACGCGACUCUCUCGUUGGGAAAGAGUACAACAGAUAUCUCAACAUUUCUGGUCUCGUUGGCACAAGGAGUAUCUUGCAACGUUACAAAACCGUUAUCGCUGGACUCAAGCCACAGAUAAUUUAGUUGUUGGAUCCAUCGUCGUCUUAAAGGAUGAAAGAAACCCUCCACAGAGAUGGCCCCUGGGACGUGUACUCAGCGUCCAUCCAGGACCAGACGAGCUGGUUCGCGUCGCAACCGUCAAAUGUGGCCUCGGCAUCGUUAAACGAGCAAUUUCAAAGUUGUGCCUGCUGCCAGUUGAAAUUGAUCCGUCCACUAUAAUACAAAGCGGAUCUCUGUCCAGUAAUUCCACCGCCACCACGCCAGAGGAAGGUCCUUGCUUAGGGAACAGAGCCGCCGGACACGGUCCCGGCCCCUACUCGGGGUAA